AUGUCCCCUAUCGACUUGGCCGCCACUAUGCGCUCUAUAUUGGAUGGUGAUCAUAACCUAAGUACGGAUUUAACCACAGCUCUCGUAUCCUUGGGUUCCGCAGUUGAUCAAAUAAAAACCCAGCAGGAGAACUCCGCUAAGGAGUUGGAAUUAGUAAGAAAAAUGACCAGAACCAACUGGCUAUUGGUCAUUAAUCUUCCUCUUCCUUUCGGACAAUCCAAAAGCCAGUCCCUGCAACUGUUAUUUGAGAAAAUUGGCUACUCAAAACCACUAUUUGAUUCUGAGAGGGACCUUAUUGCCGCUGAUAUACUAUAUGUGAACAAAAACGGAUCGUGUAAUAUGGCAUUUUUCGUGCCGCAACGUCAUUACGAUUUUUUGAUGAGCGCAGAGUUUCAACGCAAGAUUGUGGCCUACAAUCAAAAGGAUGUGACAAGUGACGCCAAACUUUGCGCCGAGUGCAUUCAUUGGACCGAAAGCGAGCUCAAAGUUCCAGUAUGUGUAAACGAUGCCGCGGAAAGUUUGCUGGAUCAACUCAUUGACACUUAUGUGAACAACUGGUAUGAGUCUGGCAUUAGCAGGGACCGCGACUUCCUCAACGAAAUUAGGUACCAAAUACGGUUUGCUUGCUCUCAACUCGCAACGAUAGGAUUGCAGCUAGAUCUGCCAACCAUCAUCGCAGAAGAUGUAGUUCCGAUCGCGUCUCUUCACAUGCACAGAAUUAUGAAAUUCGAAGAUCAAUUUGCGGAUAAGGCUUUUCCACGUUCUCCAAUGGAAUCAGCUAUAUGUGAAAGUCUCUCUGAUCUGCAUUUUUGUCUAGGUAGCAGGCAAAAUGAACUGGACUACUUGAGACAGGUCGCUGAUUUUCUUGUUACCAAGCUGGUAGAUGAUACUCAUCUUGCUGGAAGAGCACAUGACGACGAAUGUCCGUCGAAUUUUGGCGAGAAAGCUAACAUGUCGGCAUGGCCGUCACAAUCUGUCAGACAUUUCCUGCGUGAACUUGUUGUAAACGCAUUGCUUUUACCACGCUUGGAUUUGCUGGCUGACCCGGAUACUAUUAACCAUUUGCUUAUUAUGAUAUUCGAUGCCAUGAAAGGAGAAGAAGCACACGGUGGAAAUGAGAAUGAAAAAAGAGAAGUCACGUUUUUGUCAAAUUUCGCCGAAAGUUCCUCUCAAACGGUUCCGGACUCUUUGCUACACCUAAGGCUGAUGGGACUUUGCGUUCAUGGUGUCCGUUUCGCUCGUUGUGACGAGUAGGAUAGUGGGUCAGCCGGAUGGAAGGACUAAAAUGAACCUUUUUUUUUUUCAGAACAGUUAUUUCACGGGAACCUCGUAUGUACUCGCUGAUGAGCCACUUGUUUUACUAACCGGUAUUCGCGUCGAAAUUCACAUAAAACCAGGAGAUGC
Molecule: messenger RNA, 1404 nt
Organism: Cylicocyclus nassatus
Lineage: Eukaryota; Metazoa; Nematoda; Chromadorea; Rhabditida; Strongylidae
Source: the annotation of a GenBank genome assembly